AUGCGGCAACCUCCUGGAUUGGAGAAGAGUAUGGGCGGGAUUGAUGGGGACUACAGGGCGAAAUGGGGUAGGGAACUGGUGGGAGGAAUAGGCAUAGCAGGAGAGAUGACCCUCCCAAACGCCGGCCAUCCGCCGGAAGACCGACUCGUAAAAGUGUGGGGGUCGAGUUGGAGCGAUCUUGCCAAAUUCGGUAUAAGUGUUAGGCGUUUAUAA
Messenger RNA from Protopolystoma xenopodis, 213 nucleotides. Lineage: Eukaryota; Metazoa; Platyhelminthes; Monogenea; Polystomatidea; Polystomatidae. The record is from the annotation of a GenBank genome assembly.